UCAAGGAAUUCUGAGGUAAUGUGGACAUCUGGACUAAAAUGGACCACCAUUACGAAAGUUCUAUUAUUAAUUUUUUCCAUUUUUUGACUAAGGAAGAGAUAAGUGGGAUACUUGACAAUUUGUGGAUUGAUGGAUUGGGAAGUGAGGUUCAUUAAAAAAUUAAAUAACGAAAAAAAAUCCCCAAUGAUCAUGUCUAUCAGCCAAUGGGUUUUCAAUAUUCUAAUGGACUCUGUUUCACCAGGGAUUUUUAUGGAAGAUUCAUUAAGUUGGUCAACAAUUUUGAAAUAUUUUUUUCAAAGCUAUUUUGCAUUUACAGAUAAUAAUUUAAUGUUUUUGAACAAUGCUUUUAUCGCUUUUGAUAAUCAUCGUAUUGUCUUCAGGACUCACAACUCUAGCAAGCAGCCCUGCGGAGACUUCGAUGGAAGCUUGUCACUCAGCCUUCUCUGGCACAGUUGAUCGGGGUGAGGGGAUGAUCGACGAUCAUCGUGAUCUUGAACGCCUUCAAUGUAUGACUUCACCAGAGAAUUGCGAUAUAAUUACUGCUUUAAGAGCCAAUAUUGAAGAAUUGAGUAGAGACAAUGUGGCAACAAAGAGAAAGCUCGCAGCAGAAAAAAAGGCCCGGGAUGCUGAACAGAAAGUGGAGACUUUGAGGACUAUUCUGAAGAAGUUUCUCAAUGAUGACCAAAUUCUUUUCAUGUAAUUUGACGGUCCGACCUCGAACACCCGACGUUGGUCUGAAGAAACCAUCCGGAAAGCAGUUCGAAUAUUGUGUAAAGUUCGUGUUGCUGGAUAUAAAUAUUUGCGGGAGAACAUUUCCCAUUACCCGCAUAUACGACGAUCUUCCGGAGGAUUUCUCACAUUACUUUUGGGCCAGGCGUGACACCUGACAUUAUCGAAUGGCUUGGAGGGAAAGUGGCUCAGGAUGAA
Diachasmimorpha longicaudata is the source of this 927-nucleotide messenger RNA. RefSeq lists its product as uncharacterized. The record is from RefSeq and is a predicted model, not a curated record. Bases 341 to 700 code for a protein of 119 amino acids. NCBI's taxonomy places the organism in Eukaryota, Metazoa, Arthropoda, Insecta, Hymenoptera, Braconidae. The transcript is spliced from 2 exons.